AUGUUGGACCGGUUAAGGCUCAUGGGUCUAGUCCACCUGUUGACGCACUUGGGCUGCGGGGCAAGCGGCCCCCCGGCCCCGGCGCGGCAUCGCCUCGCGGCUACGACGCAGGGUGCAGUCAGGGGGUACUACGCGCGCCGCCCGCCGCACUAUGCCUACCGCGGGGUGCCCUACGCCCGCCCGCCCACCGCGUUCGACAGGUUUAAGCAAUCGCUCGGUAUGCCUAUAACGGUACAAAAUCGGGACAUUCUGUGCUCACAGGCGCCAGAGCCGCCACCUCCAUGGAGCGGCAUCUUCGAGGCGACUCACCGCGUCAAGUGUCCUCAGCCCGAUGGCUCUGGCGAGGAGAACUGCCUGGUGGUCAACGUGUUCACUCCGGAGCACGCCGCGUCGCAGCCAGUCAUUGUGCACUUCCAUGCUGGAGGAUUUCAACAGGGAUGGGGUCUUCAUAAUGCUCCUAGAAGACUUCUCGAACAAGGCUUCGUAUUUGUAACUUUCAAUUACCGUCUUGGAGUACUGGGUUUUCUGUGCCUUGGCUUGCCAGAUGUACCAGGCAACGCUGGUAUUAAAGACCAAGUGGCAGCAUUGUACUGGGUCAACAGAAAUAUUCAGCAGUUUGGAGGUAACCCGGCAGAUGUGACAGCUUAUGGUACAGGAUCUGGAGCAAUGUCCAUAGAGCUCUUAUUAUUUUCUGGAUUAACUAAAGACCUCUUUCACAAAGUUAUACUGGAAUCAGGCUCUGCAUUAUCACCAUCGGCUGUUUCACAUGAACCAGUGUUAAAUGCAUUUAACUUGGCAAAAGAUUUGGGCUACAAAGAUGAACCAGAACAUGUGCUUUUACAAGAGUUUUUCUACAAAGUUUCAUAUAAAAAAACUGUGAAUACAUCAACAAAUUUCUUGCCAUGUAUUGAGACUCAAUACUCUAUUAACAGUUUAUUAGACAAAGAUCCGAGAGAAUAUUUGAAAAGUGGCAAAUAUCAGAAAGUUCCAAUGAUAGUUAUUUAUACAAAUGCAGAAGAGAUUUCAAUAAUUGCUGAUAACACUGACAGAUUUAAUGUUAUACCAGAAUAUUUUGACAAUUUACUCCCUAACAACUUAAUAUUUGACAAUGAAAAGAUGAGAAAUAAAGUUGCAUCCAUAGUUAAGGAUUCUUAUUUUGAUGACCUUGGGUUAACAGAAAGUGUAGUUCAAAGUUAUGUUGGAUAUGUUAACGAUAUAUUUAUGGAGUAUCCAGUCGUAAAAUCAGCUGCAAACCAUGCAAAUAACAAAAACUUAGUAUUUCUAAUGAAAUUUCUAUAUAAAGGAAGGCAGAGUAAUAAUAAACAUGCCAAUAUUCCUGGUGCGGGUUUCGGAGAUGUGUUUAAGUAUAUUAUUGCUAACCAGUUGGAAGAUUAUGAUGAAAUUAUUGCAGAAAUAUUGAUGAAUAUGUGGAAUAAUUUUAUAAAAUUGGGAGACCCAACACCACUGACUACUCUCCUAAUACCUGAAGUAUGGCAGCCGUUGGUACCUAGAGUGGUUGACAGCAAAAUUGUUCUGCGUAACAUCCCAUGCCUGAUGUUUAGACAAACUAUGACCAAUGGACUACUUUCCAGCCAACAGUUGAUGUUUUGGGAUCGCAUUUAUGACAAGUUUUAUACAAAUGCAUCAGAUUAAAUAAAAUGAUUAAAUACACGCUAGUUUAUUAGUAGACCUAAUCAGUUCAUAAUAUAGAACCACAUUUAGUACACAGCCAAAAACAUAAGACACAAACUAAUUAAGGAAUAUUAAGUAGCAAUUAAGUUGGGAGUGUGGGUUUUUUGACGUCUUGUGAUAAAUAUGCGAGUCUCGCGUGUAUUAUGUCAUGUCGAUCGAAUGUUCUUUAACUAAAGCGGAUCUUUAAAAGCGCAAGAACUAGACCAGUAAAAGUCGUCAUAGCUUCAAAUCUAGUAACUUAAAUGAUAAAGGAGAAGUUUAAAUGUAAUUCGUACCCAAUAAAUGUGUUCAAUAUCAUAAGAAAUGCUGUAAAUGACGUCCUCAAAAACAA
Molecule: messenger RNA, 2023 nt
Organism: Maniola jurtina (meadow brown)
Lineage: Eukaryota; Metazoa; Arthropoda; Insecta; Lepidoptera; Nymphalidae
Product: esterase FE4-like
Exons: 5
Coding region: 1-1653 (550 amino acids)
Source: RefSeq, a predicted model, not a curated record